UCAGACGUAUGAAACGCAGGUACACACAGACGCAUCCAUAAAUGGUUACGGCGCUGUUUUAUUACAAAAAUCCCCAGAUGAUAGUCAAUGGCACCCCGUGUAUUAUAUGAGUAAAAAGACGAUGGAAGCUGAGCGAAAAUUUUGCAGCUACGAACUCGAAGUACUCGCUGUAAUAGAGGCUCUUAAAAAGUUUAAAGUUUAUUUAUUGGGUUUACAUUUUACCAUUGUAACCGACUGUAAUGCGUUUGCCAAAACAAUAGACAAAAAAGAUUUAUGUACGAGAGUAGCUAGGUGGAUAAUGUUGUUGCAAGAGUAUGACUACACUAUCGAACACCGUUCUGGUUCAAGUAUGAAACACGUAGACGCAUUGAGUAGAUUUCCGAUUUUAACAAUUACCAUAGAUGACGUUACUUUAAAGAUCAAAGAUGCGCAAACACAAGAUGACGAACUGCGACUAAUUAAAGAAAUUUUGCAAGAGAAGGAAAGUUAUGAAGAUUACUUUAUGAAGGGUGACAUUUUAUAUAAAUUAGUAAACGACUGCGAGUUACUAGUCAUACCCAAAUGCAUGCAAAGAGAAAUUAUACGACGAGCCCACGAAAAAGGGCAUUUCGCUUUAGCAAAAACUAAAGAUAUUAUAUCCAGAGAAUUCUAUUUUUCCAAACUGAAUGAAAAAUUCAAAAGUGUAUUUCCAAUUGCGUUCAAUGCAUCGUUGCCAAUCGCAAAAGAGGAAAACAAGAGGGCGAGUUACAUCCAUUACAUAAAAUAGAUACUCCAUUACAUACGUACCACGUCGAUCAUUUAGGUCCGUUAGAAUCCACAAGCAAAAUGUAUAAGUAUAUAUUUGCAGUAAUCGACGCAUUUACAAAAUUUUCUUGGCUAUAUCCUACCAAAUCAACAUCAGCAAAAGAGGUCAUCAGUAAGCUAAUGACGCAAAGCAUCAAUUUUGGUAAUCCAGUUAAAAUUAUCUCUGAUAGAGGUUCGGCAUUCACGUCCGACGAAUUUAAAGAAUACUGUCGAUCAGAAAACAUAAAACACGUUAAGAUAACUACAGGACUACCACGUGCCAACGGCCAAAUUGAAAGAUUGAACAGCUCAAUAAUUGCAGUUUUAUCGAAACUAAGUAUUGAAGAUGCAACAAAGUGGUACCGUUAUGUCGACCGAGUACAACAGUUCAAUCAAAAUAGAGACGAAAUGCGCAACGACGGGAAAAAACAAAUCCUUAAGAUUCAAGAAGAAAACAAAAAAUCAUACAAUCUGCGACGUAAAAAAGCUCAUAUUUACAAACUAAAUGAUAUUGUUGCUAUAAAACGCACACAAUUAGGUAGCGGUUUAAAACUCAAACAAAAGUUUUUAGGCCCCUAUCGAAUUACUAACGUAAAACCGAACAACACUUACGAUGUCCAAAAACUGGGUAACGGCGAAGGUCCAAAAACAACAACAACGUGCGCAGAAUUUAUGAAAGAAUGGCUAAAUACAUUUGAUGACGACGAUUCUACUUAGUUAUUCGAGACGAAUAUCACGCAGGAUGGCCGAUGUGUGGGAAUGAAACGAUAUGACAGCACAGAAAAGCCAGAAGAAGAAGAAGAAGAUCAGCAAGACGAGUAAGAAGUGUACGACGUGCGGCAAGAUAGAGCUGAAUUAAUUUUAAUAUAAAUCGUUUUUUCAUUGUAUUCUUGAAAUCAAUAGUUUUGUUUAAUAAACCACAUUACUAAUUUGUUAAAUAUAA
Molecule: messenger RNA, 1726 nt
Organism: Bactrocera neohumeralis
Lineage: Eukaryota; Metazoa; Arthropoda; Insecta; Diptera; Tephritidae
Exons: 2
Coding region: 826-1500 (224 amino acids)
Biological process (GO): DNA integration
Molecular function (GO): nucleic acid binding
Source: RefSeq, a predicted model, not a curated record